Molecule: messenger RNA, 1735 nt
Organism: Populus trichocarpa (black cottonwood)
Lineage: Eukaryota; Viridiplantae; Streptophyta; Magnoliopsida; Malpighiales; Salicaceae
Product: membrane-bound transcription factor site-2 protease homolog
Exons: 2
Coding region: 819-1202 (127 amino acids)
Source: RefSeq, a predicted model, not a curated record
GUGACCACCAGAAGCAAAUAAGUAAAGCUGAAAACUAAAAUUUACAUGUAUGAACUGACAAACUAUUUGCAUAUGUGACUGACUAACACGGGAUGGUGAGAGUGGAUAAGUUUGUGAAUCUCAAGUUUUAGAUCUGAAUAUGCAGAAGUCUAGAUUCUCAUGCUUGUUACUGCAGGCACAUUUUCAUCGGGAAGCAGUGAGGUAUCGACUGAGUUCAUUGCUUUUUUUCUUGCAUUACCGUUUCCUGGUGCUCUGGUGGCUUUGAAUCAUGAGUUGCUUGAGGAGUGGCAAAAAUUUACUGCACUUCGUGUGUACUGGGCUGGCGUUUGCACAAUGCUGUGGUAUGCUCAUGUUGUAUUAUCUUAUUAAUUACUGAUGAAGCUUUGUUUGUUAAGGUCAUUCCUUCCAAGAUUUUCAUAAUCUUUUCUGAUUUAAUUUGACAACUUUGAUUCUUGUCAUGCUAUAGCUUGAAUUGACAUGUAUGUCAUGGUUUCGUAACUUAAAGCUUGCUACAGAGUUGUGCAGUAUGCGGACUGGUGUUAUUCCUUCUGCCCUCGAUCUUGUGUCCCCUUUACAUACACGGUGAAAGCCCCAUGUAUGAUACACAGACAUAUUUACUUGUUUAAUCAUAUGUGUAUGUGUGUGCAUCUACGCGCACAUACUGGCUAACAAUUUUCCUUCCCACUUGUGGCAUUUGUAAUUUUUACUUGGAAUAGGUUUUGGAUGUACCUUCUACCUCUCCUUUGUCUGGCUAUCUGUCUCCUGGUGAUGCAAUCGUAUCUUUGGACGGCAAACGAAUCCAUAAUGAACAAGAUUGGAUGGAGAUCACUGCUCUAAUAGACGAACAGACACUACAAAGUUCAAAUCUUUCAAAAAGUUUUGAAGGUCCUGCAACGGUUCAUCGAAUGAAGGGUUACUGUGUCCCUACUUUUGUGGUAGAAGAAAUCAACAGGACUUUUUUCAUAGACAAUCAAUCUGCCUGCCCUGACGACCUUGCUGAAUUUGUGGCCAUUCAAUGCUUCGAUCCAAGCAAAUCAGAUAAUGUCGAUAUUGAAGAUGGUUUAAGCAGAAGACAGCGUAGGCACUGCUUGAAUGCUAAGGAUGUUGUCGAGCUCAAUAAAUGUGGUGAGGGGCGAGUGACAGAAAUAACCAAAGGAAGGCAUUACGUGAAUCAAAACCCUUUGAGGGGGACUACUGCUUAAGCCCUGUUCCACUACCAGGGUCUGUAUGGGUGGAGAUCACCUAUCACCUAUGCAAGCCCUUAUGGUCCAGAAUGCAUGAAACCAGGAAGAAAUUCAUUUCCAGCUUCUGAAGCUUCAGACUUUUCAGAGCAUAAAUGUGGUGGGACUUUUGUUCUUGUUGGUGAUCUGAUCUCGAUGGCGCACUCAGUUAAGUUGGCGCACUCAGUUUGGUAACCAACAGGUAAGCAGUAUUAUCUGUUGGCCUUCUUGAUUUGUAAACUGCCAUUCUAAGGUUAAGGAGGUUACAGGUUUGAGUUACAAUCCUAUAAUUCAUAGAAUGUCUGCUACCCUCCUUUGGACGACGUAUGGAUUGCAGAAAUAUAAGUUGUAACAGGCUCUUGUUAUAAAUGCAAGUUCAUCACAGGUUAGAUGUUCAUAUCAAUGCAUGCUCUCCUAUCAGUAGAAACAUCAAUGUUUUUCUUGUAACAAAUUACUCCCGUCUAUCCUAGAAACAAAGGGAACAGGCCUGAAUAGAGACUUUGGCACUGGUUUCU